Messenger RNA from Capronia epimyces CBS 606.96, 2040 nucleotides. RefSeq lists its product as uncharacterized. Lineage: Eukaryota; Fungi; Ascomycota; Eurotiomycetes; Chaetothyriales; Herpotrichiellaceae. Gene Ontology annotation, biological process: mitochondrion organization; protein quality control for misfolded or incompletely synthesized proteins. Gene Ontology annotation, cellular component: mitochondrial inner membrane. Gene Ontology annotation, molecular function: ATP hydrolysis activity; ATP-dependent peptidase activity; metalloendopeptidase activity. Bases 1 to 2040 code for a protein of 679 amino acids. The transcript has a single exon. The record is from RefSeq and is a predicted model, not a curated record.
AUGUUGGCCCACGCCGAACGAACCGCAAACAACAAUCCUGCGAGUGCGACCGCACAAAGCGCCUUUUAUUCUGCUCUUCUGCGAGCCAAUCUACCCAAGAUUGUGAUCGAGAGAUAUCAGUCUGGUCGAUAUGCCAGUAACGCAGCAACGGAUACCGCGUACCUCAAGGCUCUUCAAAUGGUUGGCUCCGUGCCCGCUCCGGGUGCUUCGAACGUAAGUGUGUCUGCAAACCAGGGCGACGGCCUGCCCCCACACACCCUUCGGGCCGUGGGCCAAGCAGUUGCAGGACAAAACUACGGUGGCUCGCUAGUCAUGCCCAGCAAUAAAUCCGGCACAGGCGCAAGAGAAGCACCUCUAUAUGUUGUGGUGGAAGAGUCAUGGGGUACUACAAUUCUCAAAUGGGUCAAGAUGUUCCUCUGGGUCGGUCUUGCUGGCUAUUUUCUCCUGGUCAUCCUCACCAUGGUCGUCGAGAUGUCGGGCAGUCUUCGCACGCGGGUUGGACAGAACAAUGAAGUUCAGCCCCAACAUCAGACUGUGCGGUUCAGUGAUGUCCACGGUUGUGAUGAAGCCAAAGAGGAACUACAGGAACUUGUGGAGUUCUUGAAGAAUCCCGACAAGUUUAACCAACUAGGUGGCAAGCUGCCCAAAGGUGUCCUUCUCGUUGGUCCACCGGGAACUGGUAAGACUAUGCUUGCUCGAGCAGUUGCUGGUGAGGCCGGUGUUCCCGUGUUCUACAUGUCUGGUUCGGAGUUCGACGAGCUCUAUGUCGGCGUGGGUGCGAAGCGAGUCCGUGAGCUUUUCUCCCAGGCGCGAAACAAGGCCCCUGCCAUCAUCUUCAUCGAUGAACUGGACGCUGUGGGUGGCAAGAGAAACGCUCGAGAUCCCGCAUAUGCCAAGCAGACACUUAACCAGUUGCUGACCGAGCUGGACGGAUUCAGCCCCAGUACUGGCGUAAUUCUGAUCGCCGCGACCAACUACCCCGAAUCCCUCGAUAAAGCACUCACUCGCCCUGGUCGGUUCGACCGCCACAUCGACGUUCCUUUGCCUGACGUCCGAGGUCGCAUUGAGAUCUUGAAGCAUCACAUGAGAAACAUGCCAGUCUCUGCUGACGUAGACGCCACCAACCUUGCCCGAGCGACAAGUGGCAUGUCCGGCGCAGAUCUCGAGAACCUGUGCAAUCAAGCUGCUGUUCACGCCUCCCGCCUGAAGUACAAGAAAAUCAACGCUCAAAACUUCGAGUGGGCCAAGGACAAGAUCCUGAUGGGCGCCGAGGCCAAAUCCCGAAUGAUUCGUGAAAAGGACAAGAUCCAAACGGCUUAUCACGAGGCAGGCCACGCUUUGGUCAACCUGUUUACCCCCUCCAGCAGUCAACUGUACAAGAUGACGAUCAUCCCGCGUGGCCGUGCUCUUGGUGUGACUCAUUUCUUGCCAGAAAUGGACGCCGUCAGCAUGGGUUACGACCAAUUUCUUGCUCAGAUUGAUGUUGCCAUGGGUGGUCGGGCGGCGGAAGAAUUGAUCUUCGGCCCCAACAAGGUGACCAGCGGGAUCGCCCACGAUGUCCAGAGCGCCACACGGACGGCAUAUCAUCUGGUCACUCAGUGUGGCUAUUCAGGCAAGCUGGGAAAUGUGGAUCUGGCGUCGGACUACAACAAUCUGUCCAGUGAAACCAAAAUGGAAAUUGAACGUGAGGUUCGAGACAUUGUUGAGGCAGGUAGACAAAGAGCCGACCGAAUCGUCAAAGAAAAGCGCAAAGAGCUGGAAGCUCUGAAGGACGCCCUCCUUGAAUUCGAAACGCUUGACCGAGAAGACAUCAACAAGAUUCUGCGAGGAGAAAAACUCAAACGUCUUGAAGUGGAACUGCGCGAAAAUGAUGACAGCAGCAACGGGAAUUCUCCUCGAGAAAACAGUCCGCCGCCGAAGAAGGAGAAAGAGAUCGGGCCUAAAGGGGUUGUAGGCAUCAAACUUCCGGAUGUCUUACUCCCUCCGGCAGCAGGCGGACGUCGGGGAGAGAGUGAAAAUGCUCGAGCAAGUGAACGGUGA